Messenger RNA from Aedes albopictus (Asian tiger mosquito), 4210 nucleotides. RefSeq names its product DIS3-like exonuclease 2 (gene Dis3l2). Bases 219 to 3902 code for a protein of 1227 amino acids. Gene Ontology annotation, biological process: miRNA catabolic process. The transcript is spliced from 4 exons. NCBI's taxonomy places the organism in Eukaryota, Metazoa, Arthropoda, Insecta, Diptera, Culicidae. Gene Ontology annotation, molecular function: 3'-5'-RNA exonuclease activity; RNA binding. The record is from RefSeq and is a predicted model, not a curated record. Gene Ontology annotation, cellular component: P-body.
GAAAAUGACAAAACAAAAAAAGCAAAACAUCUGAGGUGCGUGCAUUGCGUGCGUGUGUUGGCAAAUUUGUGCGAUUUAAAAUAUUUUUUUGUGAAAUUUACGCUUUUAGCUAUUAGGCAACAAACUAUUUAUAGUAUUUGUAUAGAAACAAUUCCAUCGAAUCGAAAAUAUUCAGAUACCAUCAACGUCUCACCCGCACCAACCAACAUCCGCCGACAAUGUCCGAAAAGGAGUUUCUGCGCGAGAUUAGAGAAGAAAUCAAAAGCAGCACAUCGAAAAUGUUGCAGGAGAGCGAUCCGUCAUCACCGGAGAUGGAUCCCCUGAGCGCAAGCGGCGGCGCCGAUGGGCCGAGCGCAACCGAUCCAACCGAAGUCGAUCCGGGUUUCGAAUUCGUCGAGCUGGUUCCGUCGGGAGAGGCUGCCGAUGAGGCGGGUGUCAAAGGGAAGGAUGGUAAAGGCAAGAAAAAAGCCAAAAAGUUGGCGAAGCCGGAAGCUUCUGUUGAUGCGACGUCCGAAAAGGGUGCUAAAUCAGCGCGGAAGUCAGAGUCGCCUCCCAGUUCGGAUGACCUGAAGAAGGAAAUUUCGAACAAACUCGAGAAAGUAAAGGAAAAGUUAAAGGCAAAGAAAGAGAUUUGCAACAAGUUGGACGGAGGGAAGGAUAUCGCGCUCGCCAAUGGAGAGCCGGAGGACAAAGUGGCCGAUGAGGAAGAUAGCGAGAGUGCCGCAUCGAGCCAAAUUAGCUCUAAAAAGAGUUCCAAGGUGAAAGAGAUUGCGGUGUCGCAAUCAGACCAACAGAAAGAAUACGAUGCAAAGGCUGCCGCUAUAAAGGAAAGAAUCAAAGAGAUUCAAAACAAAAUCAAAACCUUGGACGUGAAUGCCGGCGCCGAAAAACCGGCCACAUCGGCUAAAGAUAAGAAGAAAAAGAAACCGGACGGGGAUCCUCCUCUGAAGAAAGCGGACAGCACUUCGACAUUGUCGAGCGUUGUCUCCAACGCUCCCCAGCAAGCUGGCAAGGUUUCGAAAAAUAAAAAGACGAAGCCAAAGUCAGCGGCGGCAGAAGCUGCAGCAGCACAACCUCAGAUGCAACCGCUGCCUCAGCAUCUCGUCCGGCCAGACAAUUUGCUCCUGUUGACGUUACUCACGCUCGAUCCGACCCAACGGGAUGAUUAUCUGAUCAAAAUUGGCAAAGAGCGUUCGUUGCUCGUUUCUACGACGUCGAAACAGACAGCGACCUCUAAAAAAGCCGCUUCGCAGGUUCACGUGUGUCCGAAGUUGAUCGGAUUUGCUGCUGAGCUGAAACGGGCCGCAUUGGUGCACUGCUAUGGGCCACAGAUGAACACCGCCAAAAUAGGGGACGUUAGCCGGCCGUUUUUGACGGUGCAGAGUGUGCAGGAAAUCAAGAAGGUUCGUGAGGUGCGAACCUUCGAGGAAGAAGUUACCUAUCUACUGAAUAAUGGUAAAACCACGGAAAGGGAAAAUUACAAAAAGGAACUUACCCUGGAAAACGUUUCCAAGGCGGAGAAAAACAGUUUCCUUACGGAGCCGAACAAGGCCGCCUUGGCCGAGCUUGUGGAACGUUUGCUCAAAGACGGAGUUGGUUACGUCGUCGAGGGUGUUAUUCGCGUCAAUCAGAACAACAACGCCCAAGCCUUCGUGGACGACCACACGCGCGAUGCGAACAUUUUCAUCGGUACGGUAUUCUUGCGGAAGUGCGCCAUGGACGGGGAUUACGUGAAGGUGUUUGUGAAACAUGGAGAUUCCCAGCAGCAGCAGUCGCAGGAAACCGAGAAAGCUGCACCGAAUGGUUCCGAAGCUGAUAAGAACGAGCUGUUGGCGGACGAGAACGGAGGGGAACGUCUGCAGAACAAUAAAGGAUUUGUGAUUGAGAUCCUGGAGAAGCGCCACAGCAGACUGUGCGUGGGAACCUUUAUGCCUCCGAAUGAGAACUUGUCCCUGGUGCAAUAUCUGAGGUUCGUUCCACGAGAUAUGAAAGUCCCGUGUAUGAAAGUGUACAAACAGAACUGGCCGGAAGCGAUUUUCAAGAAUAAAUUCGCGGAAAUUGAAUCGGUUAUCUACCAAGCGGAGAUAAUUGAAUGGCAGAAUGAAAUUCCAAUUGCGAACAUUAUGAAAUCGAUCGGAAAAUGUGGUGAUUUGGAAGUGGAAAGCCAAGCCAUUCUGGUGGAGUACGAUCUGGAUGUAUCGCCGUAUUCCGAGGAGAUCUUGAACAGUUUGCCCGGAUCGGAGUUCCAAAUACCGGCGGAGGAGCUUGCCAAGCGAGAGGAUCUCCGAGACGAAUGCGUUUUCACUAUUGACCCGUUAACGGCGAGGGACUUGGAUGAUGCAUUGAGUUGCAAGAUACUGAAGAAUGGGAACUACGAGAUCGGUGUCCACAUUUCGGAUGUGUCGUAUUUCCUGCGAGAAGCAUCCGAACUAGACGAACUGGUGAAGCUUAGGGCCACUUCGAUUUACAUGGUUGAUGGGGUGUACCAUAUGUUGCCCAAACCGUUGUGUUUCCUUUGCUCGUUGCUUCCGGGUGAAGAUAAGCUGGCUUUUUCCGUUUUCUGGGAAAUUACUCCGGAUGCAAAGGUGCUAAAAACACGAUUCGCCAAGACCGUUAUUAAUUCUUGCACCCAACUGGCUUACGAGCAUGCUCAGAUUAUGUUGGACAAGCCGAACAAAGACUUGAAAACGGAAGACUUUCCGCACAUCCGGAACGGCUACUCUCCGAACUACCUCAGCCGGAUCGUCAAUCAAUUACAAACCAUUGCCAUUCAGCUCAGGGCACGCCGCAUGGCCAAUGGUAAUCUAAAAAUAAACCAGCCGAAGUUGUCCUUCUUGUUGGACCCAAACACCGGAAAGCCCAUCGAUUAUUCGGUCUAUGAACUGCGCACAUCCAACCAAAUGAUCGAAGAUUUCAUGCUUCUAGCAAAUGCCUCAGUCGCCGAGUUCACACACGCAAAGUUCGAAAAGUUGGCUGUCCUGCGAAACCAUUUCGCACCACAGGACUACCAGUUGAAACAUCUGGCCAAGCAACUCACCAAACAUGGCUACAGUCUCCGAUUCGAUUCAUCCAAGGCGAUUGCCGAGUCGUUCGAUUCGAUAGUCGAAGCCAGUCCGGACCCGAUCGCUGCCCGUGCCGUGCUGAACAUCAUGAUCGCAAAGCCCAUGACCCGGGCACGGUACUUCUGUUCGGCGUUCGCUUCCGCGCCGGAAGAGUUCCACCAUUUUGCUCUGGCCAUUCCCAUGUACACGCACUUCACCAGCCCCAUCCGGCGGUAUGCCGAUUGUCUGGUGCAUCGUGUUCUCGCUGCCGCCCUGGAAGUCGACCAGGUUCCCACGCGAUCGUCGGACGAACUGAGCAAGUUGACUGGCAUCUGCAACGUCAAAAAGUACAACGCCAAACUGGCCGGAGAUGCCAGCUCGCUGUUGUACUUCAAACACUACCUGAAAGAGCGCAAAUCGCUCGAUGCUGAGGCUGCCGUCCUGGAGAUCACUCCGCAUCACCUCGAGCUGGUGCUGAUUGAGACGGGACACGUCGUGAAAGCUAGUCACAAGCAACUGGCUAAAUCGGUCGAGAUCAAAGUCACCGAGGAAACCAAACCCAUCCGGCACUGCAUUCUUAUCUCCAAGGAUAAGAAGUUCCGCCCAACCUCGCUGAUGCUGUUCUCCAAGGUUCGAGUUUCGGUCGUUGUUCUGAAGGAUGCCCUCGCAAUUCGCACCAUUCUGCCAGCGACAGUGGCCGCAGAGCGCAAUGUGGCCGAUGCAACCGUUGCCAUGAACGAGAAAGGUACCGUUGCCGAAGCGGAGACGACGGCGGAUUCAACGGCGGCCUCUACUUCCAAUGCCUCCGAUGCAGAGCUAGAGAAUGCCGCCAGCAAGACAACGCAGUCAAGUGAAUCGUAACGGUAUAUGCAUCCAGGUACUAACAAUUAUACAAAGGAGACUGACUGAUGUAAGUACACUUCGAUGUUCAACCUUGUUCCGUUCCGUGUUCCCUUAAGCUGCAUUGCAUAGCUCUGUGAGGUAUGGUAACCUUAUAUUUUACUACCUAAUAUUAUUUGUUACAUUCACACUCACACUUACUUUAAUAGUUUUAGUUGGUUAACCAUUGCUGUUUAUUAUUCCUGGGAAACAAUUUGAUUGUUUGUACUAAAGUUUUCAUUUCUUCAAUGAAGUGUUUAGUGAAAUGAAAAUUAACUGUUUUCGUCAAA